AUGGCUGAUACAAUCCUUAAGUUAUGUCGAGGUUUAGUACGCAUCGACACAAAUAAUGAUUUUCGUUCCGAUGAAAUUCAUUAUCAAAUCACUUUCACAUUCCUGAUUAUCGCUGCCGUCGCCUCCACAACUCUUCAGUUCUAUGCGGAUCCCAUUCAAUGUAUCCAACCAGCCCAGUUUACAGAUGGCUACACAUCAUUUGCUCGAAAGAUCUGUUGGUUGAACAACACAUACUUCUACCCUCAAACUUACACAAGAUUACCGAUGGACAAAAACGAACGACAACAACACACUCUCAAAUAUUAUCAAUGGUUACCAUUCGUCUAUCUCAUCCAAGCAUUCUUCUUUCUUCUUCCACAUCUCAUCUGGAUCAGUUUCUAUCAGAAGAAUGGUCUCAAUCCAGGUCUCGUCGUUGAACAAGGAAAAAAGUUCGAUGAGAAAUCCAAUAUAGGCCAACGAAUCGCCAAAGAAAUCGAACGAUAUCUAAUGUGUCGACGACUGGCACAAUGUAAGAAGAAGCUGCUACUUCGCAGCAGCGUUCAUCAAGAUUCUCCAUCUCAGUCCGAAUCACUUCUACCCAAUGUGUCAUUUCGUAUUCGAUAUCGAAGCUCAUAUGUUGUUUCACUUUAUCUGUUCAUCAAAGUUCUCUAUCUUCUCAACAUUAUCAUCCAAGUCUACUUUCUGAAUCUUCUUCUAUCGACUGGUAAAUAUGGCUUUGUUCGAUUUGGAUUCGAUACGAUGAAAUAUUUAUUUCAAUCGACAAUACGCGAACGCAUUGUCAACCUAUCGUACAAACAUCAACAACUGUUUCCAUUUGUGACACUGUGUGACUUUCACAUUCGUGAACUAGGUCAAGAUCAUUACUAUACAAUUGAGUGUAUUCUGUUGAUCAACAUCUUCUACGAGAAGAUUUAUUUUGCAAUGUGGCUUUGGUUUGCAGUUCUAUUCGUGAUAUCGCUGAUCUCAUUCGCUUAUUCAUUUUGUCUCUAUGUUCCAUUCUUUACUCGUUAUCGUUUCAUUGAAAAAGUGAUUCAUUCGAUUCACGCAAAAUAUCCGCCAUCGAAUCCAACAAAUCAGAUUACAACAAAUGAUCAUGAAGAACAUGGAAGAGACCUUUUAGACAGUGACAAACGAAAGAGAGACUUUGUGAACUGGUUACAACGAGAUGGAGUAUUUCUGUUGCGUUUAUUGUAUUCACAUGCAGGAACAGCAGUUGUGGUUCAAUGUGUGGAAGAUUUGAUCAAGAUUUGGGUGGAAAAUUAUGAAGAUCGAGGAAAACUGGGCGAAAAACUGUUGAAAAAUGAAUUUGAAUUCUCGCGUUGA
Molecule: messenger RNA, 1323 nt
Organism: Adineta ricciae
Lineage: Eukaryota; Metazoa; Rotifera; Eurotatoria; Adinetida; Adinetidae
Source: the annotation of a GenBank genome assembly